AUGGAGCCUUCGACACUCUCUUCUUUUGUUCGCAAGAAAACAGACCUAGAGGCCCCUGAUGCCCGACUCUCCACCAUUGAGCCCCCGAUGCCCGACUCUCCACCAUUGAGCCCCCGAUGCCGCAAGAUUCUCCACUAUGCCCGCAAGGUCACCGGCUUCCGCUGGUUCCUCGUCUGCGCCGCCCUCUACCUCUCGGCCCUGAUGUACGGAUUGGACACAACCAUCGCUGCCGACGUGCAGGGAGCCGCCACCGAGACCUUCGGCGAGGUCUCUCAGUUGGCCUGGAUCGGCGCCGGCUUCCCGCUAGGAUCGGUGGCUGUCAUCCUACCCUACGGGUUCCUCUACACCACUUUUAACAUGAAAUACCUAUAA
This is a messenger RNA of Aspergillus mulundensis, 372 nucleotides long. RefSeq lists its product as uncharacterized. Gene Ontology annotation, biological process: transmembrane transport. The record is from RefSeq and is a predicted model, not a curated record. Lineage: Eukaryota; Fungi; Ascomycota; Eurotiomycetes; Eurotiales; Aspergillaceae. Gene Ontology annotation, molecular function: transmembrane transporter activity. The transcript has 2 exons. Bases 1 to 372 code for a protein of 123 amino acids.